This is a messenger RNA of Pterocles gutturalis (yellow-throated sandgrouse), 1512 nucleotides long. It is a transcript of the gene KLHL12, whose product is annotated as kelch-like family member 12. NCBI's taxonomy places the organism in Eukaryota, Metazoa, Chordata, Aves, Pterocliformes, Pteroclidae. The annotation marks the transcript as partial. The record is from RefSeq and is a predicted model, not a curated record. Gene Ontology annotation, molecular function: protein binding. The transcript has 10 exons.
CUCUCGGAGAAAGAUAAACCCUAUGUAGAUAUCCAGGGCCUGACAGCCUCCACCAUGGAAAUCCUACUGGACUUUGUAUAUACAGAAACUGUUCACGUGACAGUAGAAAACGUCCAGGAAUUGCUCCCAGCGGCAUGUCUGCUUCAGCUGAAAGGUGUGAAACAAGCUUGCUGUGAGUUUCUAGAAAGCCAGCUGGAUCCAUCAAAUUGUUUGGGCAUUCGGGAUUUUGCUGAGACACACAAUUGUGUUGAUCUAAUGCAAGCUGCAGAGGUCUUCAGCCAGAAACAUUUUCCAGAGGUGGUUCAGCAUGAAGAGUUUAUCCUCUUAAAUCAAGAAGAGGUUGAAAAGCUCAUCAAAUGUGACGAAAUUCAGGUGGACUCUGAAGAGCCAGUUUUUGAGGCAGUUAUAAACUGGGUGAAGCACUCGAAAAAAGAACGGGAAGCAUCGCUGCCUGAACUGCUGCAGUACGUGCGCAUGCCGCUCCUCACCCCCCGCUACAUCACAGACGUCAUCGACACCGAGCCUUUUAUACGAUGCAGUCUGCAGUGCAGAGACCUCGUAGAUGAAGCGAAGAAAUUUCAUCUUCGGCCUGAGCUGAGGAGUCAGAUGCAAGGACCCAGGACAAGAGCACGUCUAGGAGCUAAUGAAGUCCUGCUCGUGAUCGGCGGCUUCGGCAGCCAGCAGUCACCUAUUGAUGUUGUGGAGAAAUACGACCCAAAGACUCAGGAGUGGAGUUUCUUGCCAAGCAUCACCCGUAAGAGGCGCUACGUUGCGACCGUGUCCCUGCAUGAUCGGAUCUAUGUGAUUGGGGGGUACGAUGGUCGCUCUCGUCUCAGCUCGGUGGAGUGCUUGGAUUAUACAUCAGAUGAGGAUGGUAUCUGGUACUCCGUGGCUCCGAUGAACGUACGGCGAGGCCUGGCGGGAGCCACGACCCUUGGAGACAUGAUCUACGUUUCCGGUGGGUUUGAUGGAAGCCGACGUCACACCAGUAUGGAGCGAUACGACCCGAACAUUGAUCAGUGGAGUAUGCUAGGAGACAUGCAGACAGCACGGGAAGGAGCAGGGCUGGUUGUGGCUAACGGAGUCAUCUACUGCCUCGGUGGCUACGAUGGGCUGAACAUACUGAACUCUGUAGAGAGGUAUGAUCCCCACACUGGACACUGGACAAAUGUCACCCCAAUGGCCACUAAGCGCUCAGGGGCUGGAGUGGCUCUGCUGAAUGACCACAUUUAUGUAGUCGGUGGAUUUGAUGGGACGGCACAUCUCUCCUCUGUGGAAGCCUAUAAUAUUCGCACUGAUUCCUGGACAACCGUAACGAGCAUGACAACCCCCCGCUGCUACGUGGGGGCCACCGUGCUGCGGGGAAGGCUGUAUGCAAUCGCUGGAUAUGAUGGCAACUCACUGCUGAGCAGCAUCGAGUGCUACGAUCCCAUCAUUGACAACUGGGAAGUGGUAACCUCCCUGGGGAUGCAGCGCUGUGAUGCUGGAGUCUGCGUCCUUCGGGAGAAGUGA